AUGGUUCAUUUUCUUGACGACGCUUACAAUAUUGUCAUAGCAGAGAUGGAGUCGUCGUUGGCCAACUGUGAAGCCUGGCACGAGGGGAAAGGCGCACAGGAGAGCGAAGCGUUCUGCCAAGUGCCCCAACCGGCAUUAUCGAGGGAGCCUCGACAAACUUCCUUUGCGGUGCAGAGGCCCAAAUCCAUCGAGAGUAAAGACAUCCGCCUAACCUUAUCCCAAAGACCGACUUCUCAAAUCAAUGGAAAGGAAGAAGACUUCCAGUGGCAUAUCAGGCCGGAGCUACAUCCCCCUGUUCUCAGCUGCCUAGAGAGUGACUUACUAGGGGAUUUGCUCUGUGCUAUAAUCUCACAAGGUUCUGAGAGUAUGUCAACAGUGUGUGAAAGGCUCAGUGGGAAAUUACUUCCGAAGACACUUCGCCAGUUCAUUUGGAUUGAUAAGCUCUUGAGGUCAGGCUCCAAGAGCUACAUGACUCAAGGACUAAUAUCUGUCGAGAAGGAAGCCAGAGAGAGAUUUGGGCAAACGGUAGCACAGCGGGCAGCCAAGCUGAAGCUCAGAAGUGCCACUCGGUCGCCGCUUUCGGGGCUGAUUGAAAAUGCGGUGGUGGAGACGUACGGAAGCGUUCCCUGCAUGCGUCCUUUCGCUGCCAAUGAGCAGGUGAUUUUAGAGUCCAGCAAGAGCUUAAACGUCCUUUAUGUUUUCAACGGUGCUUACGAACCCUACCUUAUCCACUGGCUCUUUCCUCUGCAAAUGGCAUUUAAGCCAAUAACACCAAAAGCAGAACACCCUUACGAAUUAGCCAUGUACCUGCAUUCCUUACACGGGAAGCUGUUUCCAACCUGGGCAAAGGUUUUGGCCAUGGCUGAGGCAGUGAUGAGCCUUCUGGAGAGAGAAGACGCUGAGUUCUUUGCUCACCUUCAACAGGCUUUCAAAAAGAAUAUCACCGUUGACCCUAAAGAUUUCUUGGUGGAGCUGAUGCUUCAGGAAAAAGGUGGAGCGCAAGGAAUCGGUGGUGCAUUUGAAAACGAAUUCCAGCCGUGGCUGAACGUGACCAAGGAGCUGCUGGCCAGCCCUGUCAUCUUCCUCAGGAAGUGGAUGGGGGAGGGCUUUGUUGGUGUGCUGAGCUUACCAGCCGUGCUGUUGAUCUGGGAUCAGCUGUUCAUGCAAGACUGGGACCCGAGGGUGAUGCAGAAUUUCUGUGCCUCCAUCCUUCUGUUGUUAAAGGAUUCGUUCAUGGCCGCCGCCGACUACAGAGCCGUCCGAGAGGUCUUUCUAUCUCGCGCUUCUCAUCUUCUCACAGCCGAUAUUCAGAGGGCCUGGAUUCACCUGCAGCAAGGGGGUUUGCCUGCUGACAUUCCGGGACUUAACAGGCUGAAUCAAAGGUAG
Molecule: messenger RNA, 1386 nt
Organism: Elgaria multicarinata webbii
Lineage: Eukaryota; Metazoa; Chordata; Lepidosauria; Squamata; Anguidae
Exons: 9
Coding region: 1-1386 (461 amino acids)
Source: RefSeq, a predicted model, not a curated record